AGGCUCAUCUCUUCUCUCUGAAGUCACCAGCUCGUGCGUGUGUGUGUGUGUGUGUGUGUGUGUGUGUGUGUGUUUGUGAAGUCUCAGUUAAAAAAUGUUCUGGCUGACUUCAAGGGCUGCAGUAUCAUUGCAGAGACACUGCAGCAGAAGCAUUGCUUUAUGAGAACAAGACCAUGAUCAAAGCUGCAGAGAUUGGAGACACAUCGUGGGAGCUGUCUGUGCAGGUGGACCAAAAACAGGGAGACGAGUCCAUGAAAUUUAGGCUUAGGGUCAAAGGAGACUUGCACGUCGGAGGCCUCAUGCUUAAGUUGGUGGAGAAAAUCAAGGCUCAACAGGACUGGUCUGACCAUGCGCUGUGGUGGGAACAGAGGAAGUGCUGGCUGCUCAAAACUCACUGGACCUUAGACAAGUAUGGAGUUCAGGCUGAUGCUGACCUGCGCUACACCCCCCAGCACAAACCUCUGCUGCUGCAACUUCCCAACAUGAAAACUAUCAGGAUCACAGUCAGCUUCUCCAGCAUGGUCUUCAAGGCAGUGGAAGAAAUCUGCAGAGCUCUCCAAAUCAGGAGAUCAGAGGAGCUGUCUUUGCUGAAGCCUCCUGAUGAUCCAUCCAAAAAGAAGAAGAAGAAAGAGAAAAAUUCUCCUCAGGAUGACAUCUGGGAUAUAUGGGACUCACUUAACGGGGGUCUGGGAGGAACAGGCCCUAUGUACAGUAAGACCAUGACAGCGACCUAUGACCCAGAGAAUGGGAUGCCGAUGUCUUCCACCAGCCUUUGGUUUGGAGAAAACCCCCUAGCUGAGUGUCAACCGAACGUGCCGUCCGCUGAGCUUGCUAAGCUGUACGAGCCGCUGUCGCUUGUGGACAAAGCAACCAACAACGCAGGGUGGCUGGACUCGUCGCGCUCUCUGAUGGAGCAGGAAAUUCAGGAUGAUGAAAAGUUGUUACUUCGCUUCAAGUACAACGUCUUCUUUGACCUUAACCCUAAAUAUGAUGGUGUCAGGAUUACCCAGCUUUACGAACAGGCUCGGUGGGCCAUCCUGCUGGAGGAGAUCGACUGCACCGAUGAGGAAAUGCUGAUGUUUGCUUCGUUGCAGUACCACAUUUGCAAAUUGACCAUGUCGAAGGAGACGCCGAACCACUCCAAUGAACCAGAAAUGGAUGAAAUAGAAGCUGCCCUGUCCAACCUGGAGGUGACACUUGAAGGUGGACACACAGACAAACUUCUGGAGGACAUCACUGACAUUCCAGAGCUGGCUGCUUAUCUCCGGCUGUUUAAACCCAAAAGACUGACCUUGCGAUCAUACAAAGAGUACUGGUUUGUAUUCAAGGACACCACCAUCUCCUACUACAAAAACAAGGACACCUCCAGCGGAGAACCGAUCGAGCAGUUUCAUUUGAGAGGCUGUGAGGUUGUUCCUGAUGUCAACGUCACAGAAAAGAAGUUUGGCAUCAAACUCCUGCUCCCAGUUGCCGACGGCAUGAAUGAAGUCUACAUCCGCUGUGAUAAUGAAACACAGUACGCCAAGUGGAAAGCUGCUUGUAUCCUGGCCUCCAAAGGCAAAACGAUGGCCUACAGCUCCUAUAAGACAGAGGUGAGGAACAUCCAGUCCUUCCUGCAAAUGAAGAGCCUUGCGCCACCUCCUGGUCAGGCAGCUCCUGACCUGGAUGCCAUGGAUAUGAAUCCCGAGUGUUUUGUUUCCCCACGUUACGCAAAAAAGCAGAAGACCAAGCAGCUGACAACGCGCAUCCUGGAGGCCCAUCACAACAUAGCACAGCUGUCACUGAUGGAGGCCAAGAUGCGCUUUAUCAAGGCCUGGCAGUCACUUCCAGAGUUUGGCAUCAACUACUACAUUGUCAGAUUCAAAGGGAGCAAGAAGGAUGAAAUUCUGGGCAUUUCCUAUAACCGACUGAUUCGUCUCGACAUGUCCUCGGGCUUACCCGUCACCACAUGGAGGUUUGCCAACAUGAAGCAGUGGAACGUGAACUGGGAGAUCAGACAGGUGACAAUAGAGUUCGACCAGGGUGUGUCUAUAGCCUUCAGCUGUGUGAGCUGCGACUGCAAGGUGGUGCACGAGUUCAUUGGUGGUUACAUCUUCCUCUCCACACGCUCCAAAGACCAGAAUGAAACCCUAGAUGAAGAACUGUUUCAGAAGCUUAUCGGAGGCCAAGAAUGAACAACAAAAAAUAAAUCCUUUAAUCUAUUUCCUGUUUUCGUUUAUGUUGUAAUGUGAAAGACUGCUGUAGCAAUGUUAUCUCUGAAUGUUUAACACGAUAAAUCACUGGAAUUAACACAUUUUACACACAGAGCAAUGUUAUUUUUGCUUUUCUUUUCUUCAUUUUGACGUGUGUGAAAACAGUGAUGCUGAUGUAAAUAUAUAGUUGUGAUUGGUUUCUUAAAACUUAGAAGAUUUGAAGUUAGUCAGAAGCUGCAUUUUUUUUACAUUCAUUAGACAACUUUCUUUUAGGAAAAUAGAAGAAACAAAACUAAUCCUUACAGUGGUUUUAAAUAACGUUACUUACACACAUUGCAUUCAUAUUCUAAAUAAUCUCAUUCUCCAAACAGUGAAGUGUAGUAAAAAUGCAAUAUUUGUAAAACAGGCCAUCUGUAAUCUGUUGCUCUUCUGCGAUUAUGUGUUGGAUGCAUGUAAAAUACAGUCUAAUCCAGGGUGAACUACUGCCACAAAGUUCACUUUUCAAAACUCAGAGGUCUCCUUCCUUUGUUAAAGCUAUGAUUGUUUAGUAUAUCAAAUUAUUUCUAGCAUGAAGCAUACAAAUAGUCCCUCAAAAACAAAUUCAGUUAAUAGGCCAUUUUUUGUUAUUUUGAUAAUUUUAUUUAAUUUUAUCCACUUUUUUACUGCACAGUAAUAUGCUUUUGGUAUAAAACCCCAAUUACAAUUAUUCCACACAAAUUAGCAAACUAUGUGUCUUAUUUAUUACAAUUAGAAAACUGGCUCCAUCGAAUAUUUGUGCAGAUCAGGACAUAUUUAACCAGUGAAUUUAUCAGUCUUAUAUCUCAGCAAAAACCUUUUCUUUUACUUACAAGAAAAAAAAUCAUGUUUUUUUUUCAUGAUUAAAAUCAAACACUUUUUUCUA
Nothobranchius furzeri (turquoise killifish) is the source of this 3093-nucleotide messenger RNA. It is a transcript of the gene fermt1, whose product is annotated as FERM domain containing kindlin 1. Lineage: Eukaryota; Metazoa; Chordata; Actinopteri; Cyprinodontiformes; Nothobranchiidae. The record is from RefSeq and is a predicted model, not a curated record. Gene Ontology annotation, cellular component: focal adhesion. Gene Ontology annotation, biological process: cell-matrix adhesion; integrin-mediated signaling pathway. Gene Ontology annotation, molecular function: integrin binding.